Humulus lupulus (European hop) is the source of this 1314-nucleotide messenger RNA. RefSeq lists its product as uncharacterized. Lineage: Eukaryota; Viridiplantae; Streptophyta; Magnoliopsida; Rosales; Cannabaceae. Gene Ontology annotation, biological process: proteolysis. Gene Ontology annotation, molecular function: cysteine-type peptidase activity. The record is from RefSeq and is a predicted model, not a curated record. The transcript is spliced from 5 exons. The coding region runs from base 1 to 1314 and encodes 437 amino acids.
AUGAAAAUUUUGAUGCUGUUUAUUCUGGGUUGGAGUUGUCAAAUGUUGUGGGAUUUUACAAACAAGCCUGAGUUCAGUUCAGUUGGUUUAAGUUUUGAAGAAGUAUAUGUUGAUCCAGAGAUUUUGAGUGUUAUUGAUAGAACUGUUCAGUAUGCAGAAGGAGAAAAGAAAUUUACCGGGAGUAAGGAUGAUUGGAAGGUUGUGAUGGUUGGUGAUGAUGAUGAGGUUCCUGUUGCUAUUGAAAAGAGGGAGCCUAAACCUAGUACUCAUGUCAAGUCUCCUUUUGUUACUGAGUUUGGUUCUUCUGAUGUUAAAGAAACUGUGAAGAGGAAGGGAGUGGAAGUGGUGAUUGUUAGAGGAUUGGUUCCAUUUGAAAAUGAAAUAGGGCAGAAUGUUUCAAAGAAUGAUUGCCUGGAUUAUAUUUCUUGGAUUGAGGAUAAAAUGAAUUUUAAGAAUAAGAAGAAGAAAUUUUCUGAUGUCAAUAACAUUAUCAAUCCCCCAAUGGAUUAUUCAUUUGUUAAAAUUUCUGAGAAAAUGUGGUUUUACAAGCUUCAAACUUGUGGGGAGGAGCUUAUGGACACUCAUAUAAAUGUAUGUUUUUAUUACCUGAGGAAGAAGAUUAAGCUGGUUGAUGGUUUGAACAAGAGGGUUACAACUACAGACUCUUGGUUUGAUGCAACUAUCAAGGGUUUGUAUGAUAACUUUGUGGCAGCCAAAUGUGAUUCAAGCAUCAUUCGUUUUGAUAAUCUAAUUUCAGAUUACAUUAUUGGUGAAUAUUUGUUUUGUAACACUCCUUGGGUGGAUGUGGAUCAUGUUUUUUUUCCUGUGCAUGUGAAGGUUCAGUUGCAUUGGGUUUUUAUUCACUUUUCCAUUAAGAGUAGGAUGUUAACUGUCUACAAUUCUUUGACGGGGAAGAAGAAUGAGAGUAUUGCUUUGCCAUAUGUGAAGGCUUACUCUGUUGUUUUACCAUAUUUUCUAGAUUUUCUUGAUUUUUAUUGUUCUAGGAAAGAUUUGGACUUGAAUGUUGGUCCAUAUUCUGUUGGGAAGAAGGAUCCAAUUGAUUUUAACUUUGCCAAAUACUUGUCAUUUCAAGAGGAUAAUGAUUGUGGAGUAUUUGUUAUCAAGUAUGCUGAUUUGUUUAUUCAUGGGAAGAUUGAUGACAUCCCGAAGAACAUGACUGCCAAAAUUGCUACCUAUCGUGAUUAUCUUGCCAUUAACUUGUAUAGUCAUGCAAAAAAGAAGCAGAUUGGUGGGUACAAGACAGAAGAUGAUGCUCCAUCAAAGAAAUCAAAGAGGAGGAGGAAUUAUAAGUAG